This is a messenger RNA of Tripterygium wilfordii, 1840 nucleotides long. Its product is annotated as ankyrin repeat-containing protein BDA1-like. Gene Ontology annotation, molecular function: protein binding. NCBI's taxonomy places the organism in Eukaryota, Viridiplantae, Streptophyta, Magnoliopsida, Celastrales, Celastraceae. The coding region runs from base 70 to 1527 and encodes 485 amino acids. The transcript is spliced from 2 exons. The record is from RefSeq and is a predicted model, not a curated record.
GCCCUCUAAAAAUAGUCUUGGACCUGCAACAGGUUCUUCACUACGAAGCUAAAACUCAAUCAAUCCCAGAUGGAUAUCCAGAGAUUAUUUGAAGCUGCUCGCUGCGGAAACGUCGAGGUUCUACGCAAAUCCCUUCAGGAGAAUUCAUUGAUACUUACUGAAGUUGUCCUGACAACAAGCAGCAAAGACACACUUUUACAUGUUGCAACAAAAGCAAAACAGCUGAGUUUUGUACGUGAGCUACUUGAACAAAUGCCUGACUUAGCUCAUGAACUGGAUAAGGAUGGAUAUAGGCCAAUGGACAUAGCUGCUGUUGUUGGGAAUGUAGAGAUUGUUGCAGAACUCAACAAGAACAACCGCGGAACUUGUCGUCUCAAAGGCAAAGAUCAAAGAACACCACUUCACCAUGCUGCAAUCCAUGGUAGAAUUGAGGUUAUAAAUGAAUUGGUAUCAAAAUCUCCAGAGUCUCUUGAAGAUGUGACUGCUUAUAACGAGACUGUGCUUCACCUUGCUGUGAAGAACCACCAAGUUGAUGCCUUUGAUGUUCUUGUCGAAUUACUGAAAAGUUUCAACAAGGAGAAAGUCAUAAAUUGGUGUGCUACCAAUGGAAAUACUGUCUUGCACCUUGCAAUUUCUCGAAAACAAAAGGAGAGUGUCGAGCUUCUCUUGGGAAAUUUUGGGGCUUUGGAGGUGAAUGCCAUAAACUCGAAGGGCUUAACUGCUAUGGAUAUUUUGGAUAUUGUUAUGGAAGAUGUAAAUGAUGUCCAGCUCAAGAAAAUCCUUGAGCAUGCUGGGGCGAAAGGGGCUCAAGAAAUUAGCACUAUGAAACCUGCAUCUACUUCAAAUGAAGCCAAAGAAAAAUAUCAAACUCCACACGAGGAGCAUUCCAGAGACAAUUUUGAGAGUGUUCUAAAGUACUUCAAGUUUCAGAAGCACAGAGAUUCGGCAGGCGAUGCGCGAAAUGCUCUGCUUGUAAUUGCAGCACUAAUCGUCUCCGUGACUUUUCAAGCAGGAUUGCAACUUCCAACUAGCUUGGAACAGUUGGAACAAAAGGAUUCAAGUUCAACAACUUCUUCUAAUUCUGGUGAUCCUCCAGCCACCGUUGUCAAAUACUCUUAUUCUAGUCUUGCUUCUACUACCUCAUUGGCUCCUUCUGAAUCUCGUAAUCCCGCAAUCGUUGGCUUAAGCCUUGCUCAGCUAUCUAUUUCUGAAGUUACUAUCUUCCUAAUUGGGAACUCAUUGGCACUCUCAUGGGGAAUACUUAUAAUAGAGUAUCUCACAGAAGGAUUUCCUUUCCGAAGAGAGCUCGUCGGUUCUGUGUACGCUUUGAUGAUUACUUAUGGCUUUGCAGUAGGUAGCAAUGACAAACCAACAACAGCAAUUAAGUUCACACUUCUGACUACCUCUCUUGCUCUACCUUCUAUCAUACGAUACGGACCAUUUUGCGGAAGAAAGCUUAUCAACAAGUUGAAAAGAUCUUCAUCAGCUACUCAAGCUUCCCAGCCAUUGCCAAUCUCAAGAGGCUAAUAAUGUUUCUUGUUGGUAUGUAUUACUGGGGUCUUGUACAUAGGUUUUGGUAACAGUAAUGUAGUAGUUCUUUUGGCAUCUGAAAUCUCCUUGUUUCACCUUUUUUUUUUUAUAUAGUUUUUGCUUCUGCUUGUGUGUGAAAUGCUUUCUCUACUGCUGUUGUUAUGCAGCUCUUAUAUCAAAUCAAGUUCCUUUUUCUUGUUGUGAAUGAUACUUGAAUUGGAGAUUAUUAUAGGAUAUUUCGUUGGGAGAAACUAAGACAAAUUCAAAUAUAUCAAGCAGCGAAAUAAAUUACUCUCCCUCUUUUUGUGAA